Messenger RNA from Penicillium verhagenii, 3540 nucleotides. Its product is annotated as condensin subunit SMC2. The transcript is spliced from 4 exons. NCBI's taxonomy places the organism in Eukaryota, Fungi, Ascomycota, Eurotiomycetes, Eurotiales, Aspergillaceae. The record is from RefSeq and is a predicted model, not a curated record. The coding region runs from base 1 to 3540 and encodes 1179 amino acids. Gene Ontology annotation, biological process: chromosome organization. Gene Ontology annotation, molecular function: protein binding; ATP binding; ATP hydrolysis activity. Gene Ontology annotation, cellular component: chromosome.
AUGAGGAUCACAGAAAUUGUGAUUGACGGCUUCAAAUCGUACGCUGUGCGUACGGUUAUCUCGGGAUGGGAUGAAUCUUUCAACUCCAUUACCGGUCUAAACGGCAGUGGUAAAUCCAACAUUCUCGAUGCCAUUUGUUUCGUUCUGGGUAUCACCAACAUGUCAACCGUCCGAGCGCAAAACCUCCAAGAUCUGAUCUACAAGCGUGGUCAGGCCGGUGUAACCAAAGCCAGUGUUACUAUCGUUUUCGACAAUCGCGAUACCUCCAAAUCUCCGAUCGGUUUCGAAGAGUAUGCAAACAUCUCCGUCACCCGCCAGAUCGUGCUGGGCGGCACCAGCAAAUACUUGAUCAACGGCCACCGCGCGCAACAGCAGACUGUCCAGAACCUUUUCCAGAGUGUCCAGCUGAACAUCAACAACCCCAACUUCCUGAUUAUGCAAGGUCGUAUCACAAAGGUGCUGAAUAUGAAGGCAGUGGAGAUCCUGUCGAUGAUCGAGGAAGCGGCUGGCACACGAAUGUUCGAGGAUCGACGAGAGAAGGCGAUUAAGACAAUGGGCAAGAAAGAAUUGAAACUGCGCGAGAUUGAGGAACUUUUGAAGGAAGAGAUUGAACCAAAGCUAGAGAAGCUUCGAUCUGAGAAGCGUGCGUUCCUCGACUUCCAACAAACGCAGAAUGACCUCGAACGAUUGACUCGUCUUGUUGUCGCACAUGACUACAUACGCGGCGGAGAGCGGCUACGCGUUGCGGGUGAGGAGUGCGACAGAAAGAGGGAGACAGUGCAGACAUUGGAAGAGAAUGCGAUCAGGCUGAAGGGUGAGAUCGCACACUUGGAAGAAGAUGUUAAGCGGGUCCGGUCCGCACGCGACAAGGAGCUCCGUAAGGGCGGCAAAUUCCAAGGCCUCGAAGACGAAGUCAAGAAUCACUCGCACGAGCUGGUUCGAUUGACAACUGUCUUUGACCUGAAAAACUCAAGCGUAGUUGAGGAGAAAGAAAAGCGCAAGGUCAUUCAAAAGUCCGUCAGUGAUCUCGAGAAGGCACUGAAGGAAAAGCGAAAGAUCUACGAAAAGCUUCAGGCCCAGUAUGAUGCCGCCAAAUCCGAGCUUGAUGCGCAGAAUGUCGAGGUGGAACAGAAGGAGGAACUUCUUCAAACCUUACAGACAGGUGUUGCUUCCAAGGAGGGACAAGAAAGCGGCUACCAGGGACAACUACAGGAUGCACGAAACCGGGCCAGCAAUGCCUCCACAGAGCAAGAACAAGCAAAACUGAAGAUCGCUCACCUUGAGAAGAGAAUCAAGGAGGAGGAACCGCGAGCUAAGAAGGCCAAGGAGCAAAACCAAGGCCUUCUUAAGGACCUAGAGGGCCUGAAGGCCCAAGCUAAGAAGCUGGAGUCAGAGCUUAGUCGUCUAGGCUUUGAGCCUGGCAAAGAGGAGCAAAUCUAUCAAGAACAGGCUCAGCUUCAGCGUGAUAUCCGAGACCUCCGCCAACGUGCUGACGGUCUCCGACGAAAGGCGGCGAACAUCGAUUUCAACUAUUCCGAUCCUCAUCCCAACUUCGAUCGUUCGAAGGUUAAAGGCCUGGUUGCUCAACUGUUCACCUUAAACAAGGAUCAAGUCCCAGCCGCCACUGCCCUCGAGAUCUGUGCUGGUGGUCGUCUAUACAACGUUGUGGUAGACUCCGCCGAGACUGGUACCCUGCUGCUUCAGAAAGGAAAGCUGCGAAAGCGUGUGACUAUUAUUCCUUUGAAUAAGAUCUCAGCAUUCAAAGCCUCCGCGGAGAAGAUCGGAGCUGCUCAGCAGCUUGCUCCAGGCAAGGUUGAUCUUGCCUUGUCUUUAAUCGGAUACGAUGAGGAUGUGCUUGCAGCGAUGAACUACGUCUUCGGCAACACCCUUAUCUGCAACGAUGCGGAUACAGCUAAGAAGGUCACAUUCGAUCCUUCUGUCCGGAUGAAGAGUGUGACUCUUGAAGGCGAUGUCUACGACCCCUCUGGUACUCUGUCCGGUGGAAGCGCUCCUAACUCUAGUGGAGUGCUUGUAACCCUACAGAAGCUCAACGAGAUUACCAAGGAGCUAAGGAGCAAGGAGCGCCAGCUUGCCACCUUGGAAGAUAAUAUGAACAAGGAGCGCAAGAAGCUCGAUGCGGUUCGAUCAAUCAAGCAAGAUCUGGAUCUCAAAACCCACGAGAUUAAGCUCACUGAGGAGCAAAUUAACAGCAACUCUUCUUCUUCAAUUAUUCAAGCAGUCGAAGAGAUGAAGUCAAACAUUGAGCAGUUGAAGAGUGACAUUGCCAACGCCAAGACUCGCCAAGCGGAAGCAUCGAAGGAUAUCAAGCGCAUCGAGAAAGAUAUGAGCGAGUUCAGCAACAACAAAGACAGCAAGUUGGAAGAGCUUCAAACUUCGCUUAAUGCUCUCAAGAAGAGCCUCACUAAGAAUUCUGCUUCAGUAAAGGAACUUCAAAAGGAGCUUCAGUCGUCUCGGCUGGAUUCUGAGCAGGCUGGAAGUGAUCUUUCGGCGGCCGAAGAGCAGCUGGCCGAGUCAGAAAGCACAUUGCAGGCUCAAGCGGAGGAGAUCGAGUCUUUGCAGCGGGAACAAACUCGGCUCAAGGACGCCCAUGAUAUUGCCCAAGCACAUCUUGAGGACGAGCGGGCCAAGCUGACUGGAUUUGAUGAUGAGCUUGCUGAGCUUGAUGAGGCAAUUAAGACCAAGUCAUCGCAGAUUACUGAAGAGGGCUUGGAGAUGCAAAAGCUGGGUCACCAGCUCGAAAAACUCCAAAAAGACCAGCAUACCGCCUCUCAAGCUGUCGCUCAUAUGGAGCAAGAGCACGAGUGGAUUGCCGAUGAGAAGGAGCAGUUUGGUCGUGCAAAUACCCCAUACAACUUCCAAAACCAGAAUAUCGCUGAGUGCAAGUCGACAUUGCGCAACUUGACCGAACGUUCCCAGGGCAUGAAGAAGAAGAUCAACCCCAAGGUCAUGAAUAUGAUCGACAGCGUCGAGAAAAAGGAGGCUGCUCUGAAGAACAUGAUGAGAACCGUCAUUCGGGAUAAGAGCAAGAUCGAGGAAACCAUACUCAAUCUUAAUGAGUAUAAGAAGGAAGCCCUUCAUAAGACCUGGGUCAAGGUCAAUGGUGACUUUGGACAAAUCUUCAACGAGCUUUUGCCGGGCAGCUUUGCCAAACUAGAUCCGCCCGAAGGCAAGGAUAUCACAGACGGCCUGGAGGUCAAGGUGUCACUGGGUAAGGUCUGGAAACAGAGCUUGACGGAGUUGAGUGGUGGACAAAGGUCUCUUAUUGCCUUAUCCCUGAUCAUGGCACUCUUGCAAUUCAAGCCCGCUCCGAUGUACAUUCUCGAUGAGGUGGACGCCGCGUUGGAUCUGUCCCACACACAGAAUAUCGGACGAUUAAUCAAGACCCGGUUCAAGGGAUCUCAGUUUGUCGUCGUAUCUCUCAAGGAUGGCAUGUUCCAGAACGCCAACCGUAUCUUCCGCACCCGGUUCAGCGAGGGUACCAGUGUCGUUCAGGCAUUGACCCCUGCUGACAUGAAAUAA